Molecule: messenger RNA, 610 nt
Organism: Rana temporaria (common frog)
Lineage: Eukaryota; Metazoa; Chordata; Amphibia; Anura; Ranidae
Gene: RPS24
Product: ribosomal protein S24
Exons: 7
Coding region: 106-501 (131 amino acids)
Biological process (GO): translation
Cellular component (GO): ribosome
Molecular function (GO): structural constituent of ribosome
Source: RefSeq, a predicted model, not a curated record
UACGUGCUCGCGUAGACACGCCCUCUUCCUCUUUCUGCUGCAAUUUGAUUGGCGGAGGAAGGCUCGCUCUUUCUUUCCUUCGCCCCUGAGAGAGACGGUGGCAAGAUGAACGACAGCGUCACUAUUAGAACUAGGAAGUUUAUGACCAACAGACUGCUUCAGAGGAAGCAGAUGGUCAUAGAUGUCCUUCAUCCUGGAAAAGCCACUGUCCCAAAGACUGAAAUCAGGGAGAAGCUGGCCAAAAUGUACAAGACUACCCCAGAUGUUAUCUUUGUAUUUGGCUUUAGGACGCACUUUGGAGGUGGCAAAACUACUGGUUUUGGCAUGAUCUACGAUUCCCUGGACUAUGCAAAGAAAAACGAGCCCAAACACAGACUUGCCAGGCAUGGCUUAUAUGAGAAGAAAAAGACUUCUAGAAAACAGCGUAAAGAAAGGAAGAACAGAAUGAAGAAAGUCAGGGGCACAGCCAAAGCAAGCGUGGGUGCUGGUAAAAAGAAAUGAAGUAAUCAACAGUGAGUUUUGGGUCUAGUUUUCACAGAAGGACUAAAGGAUCCCAAGAUGAACUAUCUGAAGAUUGUACUUUAUUCCAGGGUCUUGUAAUAAAAGUUAU